This is a messenger RNA of Elephantulus edwardii (Cape elephant shrew), 2514 nucleotides long. It is a transcript of the gene TAS1R2, whose product is annotated as taste receptor type 1 member 2-like. Gene Ontology annotation, biological process: G protein-coupled receptor signaling pathway; sensory perception of sweet taste. The transcript is spliced from 6 exons. Gene Ontology annotation, cellular component: sweet taste receptor complex; membrane. Gene Ontology annotation, molecular function: G protein-coupled receptor activity; sweet taste receptor activity. The coding region runs from base 1 to 2514 and encodes 837 amino acids. The record is from RefSeq and is a predicted model, not a curated record. Lineage: Eukaryota; Metazoa; Chordata; Mammalia; Macroscelidea; Macroscelididae.
AUGAGUUCCCAGGCCAGUGUGGUCUGCUUUUUGUUCCUCCUGCUGUACAUUCUGAUCGAGUCUCAGAACUCAGAUUUCCACCUGGCUGGAGACUACCUCCUGGGGGGCCUCUUCACUAUCCACGCCAACAUGAAGGGCAUCGUCCACCUCAACUACCUGCAGGUGCCCCAGUGCAAGGAGUAUGAGAUAAAAGUCCUGGGCUACAACCUCAUGCAGGCCAUGCGCUACGCCGUGGAGGAGAUUAACAACCACAGCAGCCUGCUGCCUGGUGUGCUGCUGGGUUACGAGAUGGUGGACAUCUGCUAUGUCUCCAACAACAUCCAGCCUGUGCUCUACUUCCUGUCACAUGACGACUACUUCCUGCCCAUCCAGGACAACUACAGCAGCUAUGUGCCCCGCGUCGUGGCCGUCAUUGGUCCUGACAAUUCUGAGUCCACCACAACUGUGGCCCACUUCCUCUCCCUCUUCCUCGUUCCACAGAUCACCUACAGCGCCAUCAGCGACGAGCUGCGCGACAAGCGACGUUUCCCCGCGGUGCUGCGCACCGUGCCUGGCGCGGAGCACCAGAUGAAGGCCAUGGUGCUGCUCCUGAAGCAGUACCGCUGGAACUGGAUCAUCAUGCUGGUGAGCAACGACGACUACGGCCGCGAGAAUAGUAAGGUGCUCAGCGAGCAGCUGGCGGCUGAGGGCAUUUGCAUCGCCUUCCAGGAGACCUUGCCCACCCCGCAGGCCAACCUGGCCCUGACGGCGAGCGAGCAGGAGCACCUGGUAACCAUCGUGGACAAGGUGCGUAACAGCACGGCGCACGUCGUGGUCCUGCUCUCGCCCGACCUGACGCUGCGCUGCUUCUUCCUCGAGGUACUACGCCAGAACUUUUCCGGCACCGUGUGGAUUGCCUCCGAGUCCUGGUCCAUCGACCCGGUCUUGCACAACUACUCCGAGCUGCGCCACAUGGGCACCUUCCUGGGCAUCACCACCCAGAGCGUGUCCAUCCCACGCUUCAGCGAGUUCCGGGUGCGCCAUUCCCAGGCCGGGCCGCCCACACCCAACAAGACCAGCCCGCCGUCCACCUGCAACCAGGAGUGUGACAGGUGCCUGAACAUCACGGAGUCCUUCAACAGUAUCCUCACACUGACCGGCGAGCGUGUGGUCUUCAACGUGUACUCCGCUGUUUACGCGGUGGCCCACGCCUUGCACAGUCUCCUGGGAUGCAACCAGACCAGCUGCACCAAGAAGGUGGUGUACCCUUGGAAGCUGCUUAAGGAGCUCUGGAAUGUCAACUUCACCCUGCUGGGCCAAAAGAUCUUCUUUGACGAGCAGGGAGACCUGCCCAUGGGCCUGGAGAUCAUCCAGUGGCGAUGGGACCUAAGCCAGAACCCUUUCCAGAGCAUUGCCUUCUACAGUCCUGCACAGAAGCAUCUGAUUAACGUGACUUCCAUCUUCUGGAAUACUCCCAACAACACGGUCCCUUCAUCCAUGUGCUCCAAGAGAUGCCAGGCUGGACAGAAGAAGAAGCCCGUGGGCCUCCACCCCUGCUGCUUCGAGUGCAUCGACUGCCUUCCUGGAUCCUUCCUCAACCAAUCAGAUGAAUUUGACUGCCAGCCGUGCCCCCUUUACGAGUGGUCCGACAAGAAUGACGUGGCCUGCUACAAGCGCCGGCUGGCCUUCCUUGAGUGGGAUGAGGCGCCCACCAUCGUAGUGACCUUGCUGGCCAUCCUGGGCUUCCUCUGCACCCUGACCAUCCUGGCUGUCUUCUGGAGACACUUCCAGACGCCCAUGGUCCGCUCGGCCGGGGGGCACAUGUGCUUCCUGAUGCUGGCGCCACUGCUGGUGGCAUACCUGGCGCUGCCCGUGUACGUGGGGCAGCCCACGGUCUUCACCUGCUUCUGCCGCCAGGGCCUCUUCACCCUCUGCUUCACCAUCUGCAUCUCCUGCAUCACCGUGCGCUCCUUUCAGAUCGUCUGUGUCUUCAAGAUGGCCCGGCGCCUCCCUCGCGCCUACAGCUACUGGGUCCGCUGCCAUGGGCCCUACGUCUUCGUGGUGGCCAUCACCUCGCUCAAGGUGUUCAUCGUGGUGAGCAACGCGCUGGCCGCGACCUUCAUCCCCACCGCCCGCGCUGACCCCGACGACCCCAAGGUCAUGAUCCUCUCCUGCAACCCCAACUUCCGCAAAGGGCUGUUGCUCAACACCAGCCUGGACCUGGUCCUCUCGGUGGCGGGCUUCAGCUUCGCCUACAUGGGCAAGGAGCUGCCCACCAACUACAACGAGGCCAAGUUCAUCACCCUGAGCAUGACCUUCUAUUUCAUCUCGUCCACCACCCUCUGCACCUUCAUGUCCGUCUAUGAGGGUGUGCUGGUCACCAUCCUGGACUUUGCGGUCACGGUGCUCAACCUCCUGGGUAUCAGCCUGGGCUACUUCGGGCCCAAGUGCUACAUGAUUCUGUCCUACCCAGAGCGGAACACGCCUGCCUACUUCAACAGCAUGAUCCAGGGCUACACCAUGAGGAAGACCUAG